Xenopus laevis (African clawed frog) is the source of this 1512-nucleotide messenger RNA. RefSeq names its product putative nuclease HARBI1. NCBI's taxonomy places the organism in Eukaryota, Metazoa, Chordata, Amphibia, Anura, Pipidae. The record is from RefSeq and is a predicted model, not a curated record. The coding region runs from base 242 to 1318 and encodes 358 amino acids. The transcript is spliced from 4 exons.
GCUUGGUUUACUAAACAGCGAAAUGGUUUAAAGACAAUAUUAACGCCAGAAUAUUCGCACCAUUUUAACGCCAUAUACAUAGUGGCGUUAACUUAUUUUUUCUCCAGAAAAUUGUCAAUGGGAGGGACAGGAAAUAUCCCAUAACAUAGUUUUACCCAUAAUUCAUGUUGCCAUUCCUGACAGGAAAAGACAGUAGUGACAGGAGAAGAGAGAAGUGGCAGGAGAAGAGAAGGAGAACGAGAUGUUUUGGGUUGUGCUUUUGGCUGCGGCUGCAGCAUCUUUUAGAGGUGAUAGGCAAAUUAUGGCAAGGAGGGACAGGCUUCGUCAGCCUAGACGGUUUCGACCACGCUCUGUACUAGAAGAGCUGAGUGACUCUGAUGUCAGGGAGUUGUUCCGUCUGAAUAGGCAAGCUAUACAAGCUUUGUAUAUUUGCAUAGCUCAGGAACUCGAGCCACUGACUGGUCGCUCACAGGCUAUUCCAGGCAUAGUUAAAUUGCUGGCAGUUUUGCAUUUCCUUGGUACAGGCAAUUUUCAGCCAUCUGUUGCAAGGGUGAUUGGGCUAAGUCGCUCUUCGUUUUCUCGACUUUUGAAACCUGUCUUGAGAGCUAUAGUGCAACAGUCCCCAAAAUUUGUCUGUUUCCCAUCAACCCCAGAACAGUGGCAGGAAUUGAAAACUGGUUUUUAUAACCUAGGAGGCAUGCCCAAUUGCAUUGGUGCAAUAGACUGCACACACAUUUUAUUAACACCUCCUCAUGCUACUGAAGAACAAUUUCGGAACAGGAAGCAUACACAUUCGUUGAAUGUCCAGGUUGUUUGUGACUCCCAUCAACGGAUUAUGAGUAUUCACUCUGGUUUUCCCGGGAGCUGUCACGACUCAUACAUUUUACGGCAGUCAGCUCUGUUUGACCGUUUUCAGCUUGGACUCAUGCCAGAGGGCUGGUUGGUUGGAGAUGCAGGAUACGGAAGUAAACCCUGGCUUCUGAUUCCUGUAUCUAAUCCCAGGACACUGGCGGAACUAAAAUUUAAUACAUCCCACAUAAAGACAAGAGGAGUUAUUGAGCGGACCUUUGGAGUCCUCAAAUCUACUUUCCGUUGUCUUUCUAAAUCUGGUGGAUGCCUGCAGUAUUCUCCAGAAACGGUUUCUCUGAUAAUUCAGGCAUGUGCGGUUCUGAACAAUCUGGCUUUGGAUCAUGGAGUGGUUCUGGAAACUAAUGAGGAACUUCCUCCUGAAAUUCCCGGUUACCCUGCACUUUCCCAAGAUUCAAGUGAUGAAGGGAAACGUGUGAGAUCGCAUCUCAUCACAUCAUUUUUCCAGUGAAUGUGAUUUCCAGUUUAUUUUUGAUCUACGAUUGGAACCUGUAAAAAGUUCAAGUUUCAAAUUUAAAAUUUCUACUUUACCUUCUACGAAGUACAGAUGUUUUAAGUGAUUUUAACAGUUUCUUGGCAAGUUGGGUUGAACCAGAAUGUUACAAUUUCAAGCACAAGAAGCAGCAGAGAUCUUUAUGUUUAAAG